Molecule: messenger RNA, 1985 nt
Organism: Dendronephthya gigantea
Lineage: Eukaryota; Metazoa; Cnidaria; Anthozoa; Malacalcyonacea; Nephtheidae
Product: propionyl-CoA carboxylase beta chain, mitochondrial-like
Exons: 19
Coding region: 11-1666 (551 amino acids)
Cellular component (GO): mitochondrion
Molecular function (GO): propionyl-CoA carboxylase activity
Source: RefSeq, a predicted model, not a curated record
UAGUAUAAAUAUGGCGAGCAUUUACAGACGUGUAUGGAGUCACAUCCCUAGAUUAUCAAAAACAAGUUUUUCGCAAGUUGUACUAGGGUACAGAAAUCGUUUCCAAUGCGUUAAUAAUACUCUAAUAUUUAGUGCUUCUUCAUCAAAUGUUACUGAAAGAAUCGAGAAAAAGAGAAACGAAGCCUUAGUAGGUGGGGGGCUGAAACGAAUUAAACGUCAGCACCAGAGGGGAAAGUUGACUGCAAGAGAGAGAGUUCAUCUUUUGCUUGAUGAGGGGUCAUUUAUUGAAUAUGAUAAGUUCAUGCAGCAUGACUGUAGGGAUUUUGGAAUGGAAGAUGAAGAGAAUAUGUUUACAGGUGAUAGUGUUGUCACUGGUCAAGGUUUAAUAAACGGAAGAAUAUGUUUCGUCUUCAGUCAGGAUUUUACUGUGUUCGGUGGAAGUCUUUCUGGAGCUCAUGCUAAAAAGAUAUGCAAGGUUAUGGAUAAAGCUAUGCUAGUUGGUGCUCCAGUUAUUGGAUUAAACGAUUCAGGUGGAGCCCGUAUUCAGGAAGGUGUAGAGUCUCUUGCAGGCUAUGCGGAUAUUUUUCAGCGGAAUGUGAUGGCAUCCGGAGUAAUUCCUCAGAUUUCAGUGAUUAUGGGACCUUGUGCAGGUGGUGCUGUUUAUUCCCCUGCUAUAACAGAUUUUACUUUCAUGGUAAAGGACACUUCAUAUCUUUUUAUAACUGGACCUGAUGUUGUCAAGUCAGUGACGCAAGAGGAUGUCACGCAAGAAGAACUUGGUGGCUCCAAGACACAUACUUCUACCUCAGGAUGUGCUCAUGGAGCGUUCGAAAAUGAUAUCGAGGCUUUAUCAAUGAUCAGAGAAUUAUUUAAUUUCUUGCCACUUUGUAAUAAAGACCAAACACCUGUUCUAAGAGCAGAUGACCCACCAGAUCGGCUUUGUCUCAGUUUGGACACAUUGGUUCCAUUUGAUUCUGAGAAACCUUAUGAUAUUAAAGAUGUUAUAUUUAAUAUUGUGGAUGAAGGUGACUUUUACGAAAUCAGUCCUACUUAUGCCAAGAAUAUUGUGACUGGUUUUGCACGAAUUAAUGGUCGAACUAUUGGAAUUGUGGGGAAUCAACCGUUAGAAGCUGCAGGCUGUCUGGAUAUCAAUGCAUCAGUAAAGGGUGCACGAUUUGUAAGAUUCUUGGAUUGUUUCAAUAUUCCUAUAAUAACAUUAGUGGAUGUACCUGGAUUUCUUCCAGGUUCUCAUCAAGAACAUAGCGGAAUUAUUCGUCAUGGCGCUAAACUGUUGUAUGCUUAUGCAGAAGCUACUGUACCAAAGAUUACAGUUAUAACCAGAAAGGCGUAUGGAGGAGCUUAUGAUGUCAUGAGCUCAAAACAUCUUCGUGGGGAUUUCAACUACGCCUGGCCUACCGCAGAAGUCGCCGUAAUGGGAGCUAAGGGAGCUGUAUCCAUUAUCUUUCGCGAUGAUCCUGACUUGGAAAAAUGCGAAGAAGAAUAUAUAGAUAAAUUCGCCAAUCCUUUCCCAGCGGCUACUAGAGGUUUUGUUGAUGACAUAAUUGAACCUCGAACAACAAGAAUGAGAUUAAGUCGUGACCUGGAAACAUUAAGUACCAAGGUGUUGAAUAAUCCUUGGAAAAAACAUGGGAAUAUCCCCCUCUAAAGUAAAAACACAUAUAAAUAUGGAAGCUUUGUGUGUUAAAUUCAGAAUAUUAAUCAUGCAAAUGACCAUAAAGUUGAACCAUAUAAGAAAUUUCCGCAUUUAAUUUAUUAGCUAUUCGUGUAGAUCAAAGAGACAGAAAGCUCGUAUUUUAGAACUGCCUGACGUAAAGUCGAUUAUUUUAGCGACUGAAAAACCACUAAAUCCGAUGGAUAGCGCUAUCUGGCCUUUGUAUGCAAAAUUCAAAAGGCCCCUGGUUGUUAAUUUGGCAAUAUCUUAUUAUUGUACAGAGAGUAAAAAAAUGAUGAACAACGGCCCCAGU